Cuscuta campestris is the source of this 972-nucleotide messenger RNA. The record is from the annotation of a GenBank genome assembly. Lineage: Eukaryota; Viridiplantae; Streptophyta; Magnoliopsida; Solanales; Convolvulaceae.
CGUCUGCUUUUAGAGAUCCUUACUUGUCUCUGACAUUUCCGAUCAAGAUAUCCAAUUUCCAAUCCACCAACUUUCUCCUGUGGAGGAUUAUCAAAAACGGAAAAGAUGUGCCCAUGGAGAAGGUCGGGGAAACCAACGUCCCUAAGACCGAGGAUGAGUAUGAUGCGCAAGACAUCAAGAAAGUGGAGAACAAUGCAAAGGCCAUCAACAUCAUCUAUUGUUCCGUAAACCCGGAUGACUACCGGAAGAUUUCUUGUUGUUCCACCGCCAAGGAAAUGUGGGACAAACUAGAAAUCACCUAUGAAGGUACGGAUCAAGUCCGAGAACCUAAAAUCGAUUUUCUAACCCAUGAAUAUGAAUUGUUUCGUAUGAAGGAGAAUGAGAAAAUUGAUGAGAUAUUUGAACGAUUCUCCGAAAUCGUCAAUGAUCUCCAUGCUCUCAAGAAGACGUACACGGACAAGGAGCUUGUGAGAAAAAUCCUGCGGAGUCUCACACUGGAAUGGCGCUCCAAAGCCGAAGCCAUCCAAGAGUCCAUCGGCAUCACCAACAUCACCAUCGACGGGCUUAGAGGCUUCCUCGAGCCAAUUAAACCCGCCAUGGAGGAAUCAAGUGAUGAAGACAACGAGUUCGGGCUCGUUAUCCAGAAAUUCCACAAGUUCAUGCGAAAAGAGUAUGAACGAAAGGGCAAGAAACAUGGAGGACCACCCAAAUGCUAUGGGAGUGGAGAAAUCGGGCAUAUCAAGCCAAAAUGCCCAAAUGCCAAAAACGAGAAGGAGAAGAAACCAUUCAAGAAGCACCUAGCUGACAUCUCAUGGGGAGGUGAUUCCAGCGACGAGUCAUCGGAAGGCGAAGAAAAUGAAAGCGCCAACCUUUGCCUCAUGGCACACGAGGAACCACCGGAAGAAUCUUCCAAGGAUGCUAUUUAUAGCUGGAUUGGAUAAUCUAUCCGUUGAAUCAAAAUAGACUAUCCGU